This is a messenger RNA of Cyclocybe aegerita, 1032 nucleotides long. The record is from the annotation of a GenBank genome assembly. Lineage: Eukaryota; Fungi; Basidiomycota; Agaricomycetes; Agaricales; Hemipholiotaceae.
AUGUAUGCAAAAUUCAAGCGUCGCAUUGACCACGCAGAGCGUGCUGUCCCUCGGAAACGCAGACAACUCACGGGCCCCAUCACAAUAACGGUGGUCAGAACGAUAAUCCCAGCCAGCACUUCGACGAGUUCUAUCCCUAGCACGUCCAGCACGUCCACUUCAUUCUCUUCGACUUCGAUUUCUUCAUCUACGACCACCUCUUCCGUGAUAACUGCGACAUCCACAACGGUGCCACCACCUAUCACUCCCAGUGGAUCCACUUCAUCCUUGCCCACCUCCACCAUAUCUUCCUCUUCCUCUCCAUCUACGACCAUCGAACCUGUAGCAGGCUCCGCCGCUUCGUCUUCCCGGCUCUCUUUUGGCGCCAUUGUGGGCGUUGUGAUAGGAUGUGUCGUCGCCCUCGUCAUUGCAAUCUUCCUCUGUACCCUCUGCACACGGAAGAGAUAUCAGCGGGAUCGAGCCAGGCUAAGGAGCCUGUGGGCAAGCAAGGAUCCGGCUCCGGGUCUCCCUGGCAUCAUGGGAGGCUUCGAGCCAAAACCAUACACAUUCACGCCAAACGAGCAGACGGCGCAAGUGAAUCCCAGCACACUGGGUUCGGCACCGGUUCCCGUCCCUAUCGUGCAGGUCGCGCCGCCCCCAGCAUCGUAUAGCAACGUAACCUUGAGCGCUUCGCCGGCCGUUUCCAACCUGCCAGUCUACUCUCAGGGUACACAGCUCGACUCCCCGUUCUCGACGACCGUCGUGUGCACGUUCCUCCCUAGCCUGCCGGAUGAGCUCUCAAUCAACAUUGGAGAUACGAUUAGGGUGCUGGCGGAGUAUGACGAUGGGUGGGCUCUGUGCAUGAGCAUGAACGGCGAGCAGGGUAUGGUCCCGCUAGAGUGUCUGGAUCAGCAGGCUGGGAGUUUUAGAAGUAGCGGUGAGUCUGGCGUUACCGCUGGUGGAUUGGGUGUCCCUCGAGAUAGGGAAGUGAGGAGAAGUCGGAGAGUUAGCAGCCUGGACCCUAACGCGAAGGCCUUGAAGGCCUACCAAUAG